Messenger RNA from Anneissia japonica, 2954 nucleotides. RefSeq lists its product as uncharacterized. Lineage: Eukaryota; Metazoa; Echinodermata; Crinoidea; Comatulida; Comatulidae. The transcript has 18 exons. The record is from RefSeq and is a predicted model, not a curated record. Bases 213 to 2954 code for a protein of 913 amino acids.
GUAUUAGAUACUGGUUAAUUCUCACAAUUGUUUUAAAAUCUAUACAAACACAUGCUUUUGAUACAGAAAGUUGAUACCGAAGUCCGGAAUCAGAAGAUGAAAACAGGCAAUCAUACAGCUUGUAAUGCACGAUUGUUAUAUUUUACAGCAUCUCAGUAAUCAAUACGUCAGCCAUACUGUGCACACACCUAAAGAGGCACUGAUAAACAACCAUGGAGCAUCAGCCUGAUGGAAAUGUGUUAUUUGAGGCUCUGGAGCACUGUGACUGGCAAGAAGCAAGACGUGUCUGUGAAGAACAUCCCAACCUUAUUAACACUUACAGCAGCUGGAUUGUGUAUAAGGAAACACCAUUAUUACAUGCUAUGACACAACAACCCCCUGCACCAGAAGACUUGAUGCUACUGAUGGUUGAAAAAGCUACAGUAGGGAAUAUAGAAUAUGAAAACUGGUUGGGUGAAACUAUUAUCAGUUUUUUGGCAAAGCAUAUGUAUACAUCAGCAUUGAGAUGUGCAUUGGAAAAGUCUGCAAGCAAAAUAAACACAGGAGACAAUUAUGUUGUAGUAUUCAAUGGUCCUAUCGUUUCUGGACUAACACCACUACAUUGCUGUCUACAUGCUAAGGGUACUUAUGAUGAACAGCGAGAAACGGCAUUGUGCUUGAUAAAAUAUGGUGCCUCAGUCUACAAGAAAGAUGAUAAAGGGAGUACACCUCUUGAUAAUUAUAAUCGUAAUGAAUGUAUUAAAUAUGAAGUAUCAACAAGGAAGGAAAAGAAAGAUGAACUUAAAAAAUUGCUUAUAGAGCUAUCAGUUCCAGGAGAAAUAUUAGCGAGAGGUCCUGAAGCCAUUAAAGCAUUCACAUAUGAAGUCCAGAAUGGGGAAAUUAUGAUGGUUAAUUCCAGAGUCAUGUUCCUUGGGAAAGAAGGGGUGGGCAAAACGAGUUGUGUCCGUUCCAUGCUUGGCAAAGUAUUUUACAACAAUGAACCAUCAACAGAUGGUAUUGUAACAACAACAGUAUUUCAAACGGUUAAUGGAGAUUGCAGCGAAUGGAAGGAACAGAAGGAUGUGGAUGUUUGUGAACUAAGCAAGCAGAUACGUGAGCACGCCAUCGCAGAAAAUCUCGCCAAAAAGCUGAAACAGCCAAAAAGCCAACAAAACACAACUAAUUCUGCAUCAUCUAGUUCUACAGCCUCUUCAUCGAAGCCAUCAGAAGCAACUAGAAGUGCAAGCUAUACCAGACUCCCAGAAGGAAUUCAUGAGAAACUUGUUGCUAAACUUGCUGUACCUGGCACUUUCCAUCCUCCCACCCUAUUUGGCCAACGACGUCGAAGAUCCAGAUUUGGUACAACAGCAGAUGUACCUAGCAGAAAUCCUAAUCAACAACACAAAGAGAGUUUUAUACCAAGUGAUGUCGCAUGCAUUUGGGACUAUGCCGGUCAACUGACCUAUUAUAUAUCUCACAGGUUUUUCUUGACAGAUGGAUCAUCUUACUGUGUUGUGUUUAGUGUGUUAGAUGAUUUGGAUGCUCUAGCAAACCCAAGAGAUUUCUUACAAGGACAAUUUGAAAUGACAAAUCUUCAGAUGAAUGUAUUUUGGAUGCGGUCGAUAUACGAACAUGCUGUACUACCCUAUCCUGGAAGGACACGGAAGUUGAUCAAUGGCAUAUCAUCACCCACGAUUAGUUUAGUUGCCACACAUAAAGACAAACUAUUGGGGAAUGAGUCAGAAAAGGACAAGUUGAUCACAACCAAGUUCAAAAGAAUAUUUGAUGAAGUCAAAGGAACACCAUUUGAAAGGCAUGUAGAUCGUGAGAUGUAUGUUGUAGAUAACACUGUGCGUAUGGAUAAAGGGAUUGAGAAAUUGAAGAAGAAUAUCGGAGGAUAUAUGAAGGCAACGGCUAAACCUAUUCCCACUACCUGGGUGGAUUUCCAGUCAAAAGUACAAGACGUUGGAAAAACAAGACUUCGUGUUUCCUUAGAUGAGGUUGCAGAAAUUGCAUCUGAAUGUGGAAUUUCCAAAACAACGCUCAACACUGUCCUCGAUUAUCUAAACGACACUGGAAUAAUUCUGUACUCUAAGACUAAUGAGAAGUUAAAGUACACGGUUAUUACGAACUUACGCAUGAUGAUCGAUCUCUUGACAAAAAUCAUCACAGUAGUGAAACCAGAUGAUAUUGACAAGUUGCCUACACUGAUGCAUUUAUGGAAUAAACUCGACAGUGAGGGAAUUCUACAAGAAAAGUUGCUACGUCAUUUGUGGAGACGCGAGAUAAAGAAAGAUGCCAGCAGCUUUGAGGUAUUUCUUGAACUGCUGAAGAUGUUUGGGUUACUGUUUGAGAAGCAAAAGGGAUCUCAGCCUGGUAACCGAAUGUUCCUGGUUCCCACUCGGAUGCAAAUCAAUAAAGAGGGCUUGGAAGUUAAGGAAGAUGAGCAGCAAAUGAUAUCGAUUUAUGUGACUCCUAUCGACUUCCUACCGGAUGCUGUCUACAAUUUGCUGGUGGUUUCGUUUUUAGACUUGAUGAAUGACAAAGGUAGGAGUGGUAAUAAUGUGGAAUUGUUUCGGAAUCGUAGUGAUUUUGACUUAGAUGAUGAUCAUGUGGUGAGUCUAGGAGCAGUCGAAAUCAAGAACAGACAUGCAUUGAAGAUUGAAAUAUCACAAAGGAUAAGAGUUGAUGAACAUGGCAAAGAAGAAACUCUCGAACCACAUUCUAGCAUCUGCAUGGAGGUAUUAAGUUACCUCCGACAGCAAUUGAAAACUGUGUAUGUUACUACAGAAGGAGUCGGCUAUGAGUUACGUGUCCUUUGUCAUGCCUGUGAUCCUACGCUGCGACCGCUGCAUAAACUUGAGGAAUGUUUGAAAAAAGAUAGUGUGCCAUGUGGAAAAAGAAAGUCAGUUGCAACGACUCGUAUCAGACGACUCUUUUCAACAGGUUUGUAUAAGAAUAUAACUUGUUUAUGA